This is a messenger RNA of Anopheles darlingi, 3129 nucleotides long. It is a transcript of the gene mnd, whose product is annotated as Y+L amino acid transporter 2. Gene Ontology annotation, cellular component: membrane. Gene Ontology annotation, molecular function: L-amino acid transmembrane transporter activity. The transcript has 8 exons. NCBI's taxonomy places the organism in Eukaryota, Metazoa, Arthropoda, Insecta, Diptera, Culicidae. Bases 559 to 2055 code for a protein of 498 amino acids. Gene Ontology annotation, biological process: amino acid transmembrane transport. The record is from RefSeq and is a predicted model, not a curated record.
CUCCCGGCGCACGCGGUCUCGCCUUUCGUUGUUUAUUGCAUUAGCAUUAUGUUGUAUGUUCUAAGCGUGUGAUUCAUCCGACCGGACGACGACGAGCUGGUCCGGAUAUUAUUGUGUUCCGUUCCCGUUAGCACCACGCACGAGUCUCGCAUGAUUUACGCAAUCACUAGCACCAGCAACGGGAUUAGAAAACUUACGGAAAGAGGGAAUAGAAGCAACGCACGGAACGGAUCUACACACAUACACCAUUGCUACAGCUGACAGCCGGCAUGAUCGUUCUUCUAUCGAUCGUCAUCGAAACUCAAGCAAAGUGGUGCUCUAUGGUGCUGGCCGGAAUCAAUUGCUAGCCGUAGCGUGUGUGCCUUUUAUCGACACCUGGUGAUGCGUGGGAGGUGCGCCGGGAAGCCUUCUUCAAGUACUUUUAUGUGCCUUUAUGCUCUGCCUUACCGUGUGUGUAUUUUGCCGGAAGUUUUAAAGCCGUGCGUGGAGGUAGUGGUAGUGUUACGGUAGUGGAGGUCGUUGUGUGGUGUGUCCCUGGUGGCGUGUGUUCCGAUAACGAUGGCUAAGGUGGGCGAUCUAGACAACCGGCCAGCCCAGCAGGGCUUUCGUCGCGAAAGUGAGGAAGCGAAAAUGGCAACGGAAGGGGCUGGUAGCGACGGUGGUAUUAAGAUGAAGAAGGAGCUGGGCCUCAUGGACGGAGUGGCAAUCAUCGUCGGCGUUAUAGUCGGUGCUGGAAUAUUCGUCUCUCCGAAGGGUGUCCUGCUCUACUCUGGCUCGAUUGGUCAGGCGAUCAUCGUAUGGAUACUGUCCGGUGUGCUCAGUAUGGUCGGUGCGCUCUGCUACGCGGAACUUGGAACGAUGAUACCGAAGUCUGGUGGUGAUUACGCGUACAUCGGUGAAGCAUUCGGACCAUUGCCCGCCUUCCUGUACCUGUGGGUUGCCCUUCUGAUUCUCGUCCCGGCCGGGAAUGCAAUUACCGCAAUCACGUUCGCGCAGUAUCUUCUGCAGCCACUGUGGCCCACCUGUGAGCCGCCCUACGAGUCUGUUCGUUUGCUGGCGGCCGUUAUAACCUGCUUGUUGACGGCUAUCAACUGUCGCAAUGUGAAAUGGGUUGCACGGGUAACGGAGACGUUCACCGGGAUGAAGGUGUUGGCCCUACUCGUCAUUACCGGUGCCGGUGCUUAUCAUUUGCUGAGUGGAAAUACGGAGUUGCUUGAAUCACCGUUCGCCAACUCGAAAAUACAACCGGGAUUCAUUGCCGUCGCCUUCUACAACGGAUUGUUUUCGUACUCGGGCUGGAACUAUCUGAAUUUUGUGACGGAAGAGCUGAAGGAUCCCUACCGCAAUCUACCGAGAGCCAUCUGUAUCAGCAUGCCUCUCGUGACCAUCAUCUACGUGAUAACCAACAUUGCCUACUUCGCCGUGCUUCCACCUGACGAAAUGCUUUCCUCGCAAGCCGUGGCGGUGACCUUUGCAGAGAAAAUGCUGAGCUUCAUGGCCUGGACCAUGCCCCUGUUUGUGGCUUGUUCCACCUUUGGCUCACUGAAUGGUGCCAUCUUUGCGUCUUCGCGACUCUUCUUCGUCGGUGCUCGAAACGGACAUCUUCCAGCGGCGCUUUCGCUCAUCAACAUUAACUGUCUUACACCGAUACCUUCGCUUCUGUUUUUGUGUGCCCUCACCUUGUUGCUGCUAUUCAUUCGAGAUGUAUUUGCGAUCAUCAACUAUGUCAGCUACGUGGAGAUUCUGUUCAUCUUCAUCUCAGUCGCCGGACUUUUGCGGUUACGACAGAAGGCACCAGAUACUUACCGCCCAAUCAAGGUUUCUCUCAUUGCACCAAUCGUGUUUCUCUUAGUGGCUGGAUUUUUGGUGAUAUUUUCCGUGUUUGAGUCACCGAUGGAGGUGGGCAUUGGUACCGCGAUUAUUCUGCUUGGCAUUCCGGUGUACUACGUCACGAUCGGUAAACCUUGGAGCUGGUUAACGGAAAAGUCGCAAGCAUUCAACACACUAUGCUGCAAGCUGUUUCUAUGCAUGCCCAACAGCGAAAAGCUAGACUAAGGUGCUUGUGCUUGUGAUGUUUGCACAGGUGUUACAGGCAUACAGACUACAGGGGGCCGUUGCGCAGGUUUAGGUUGUACAUCACUCUCAUGUACGUUUACAAAUGUAACUGAAUGCGAAACGUAUGGACAUUACGAGACGCAAUCUCUUCUCGUUCCUUAUCGAUCGGGUUAGGACCGCUUUUGCUCACAUAUCAAUCAUCAUCAUUACAACUCAUGUAAAUAAAUGUCUCGCCUUUCCAUUCCGAUACACAACGCCUUGAAGUAGAAGUGCGCUAUAGGAAGCAAACGAUUGCUCAAAAGCUGGUUGCUGGUUGAUGCUGCAACAAAGUAUAAAUUCGAAUUUGCAGUCGAUUUCGAUGUUUGGAUUUCAGUAACCAAUUAGUAUACGCACAAAAUGAAUCGCUCAACAGGCCCGCACCGUACAAUACCGAACAACAUUAGGGGAUCAAGCGUGGCAUUAGUAGAUAAUGCAUCUCAAAGUUUCUCAGCAAAACACUACAUGGAAUAAGUGUGAACCGGUAUGGUAGUACAGAAAUAGACAACAACAGAAUUGCUAAGACUGCUAUCGACCUUUUUUGCGAUGGAGUUUUAUAGGAUAUUUAUCGAUUGUAAGCCAACGCUAAGUUAUACUGCUAACUAUGAAUAAACCUUCCUAUGGAUGAAUGCGAAUCUUCCGCGUGGUUCAUGCUUCACUUGUCCUUUAGUUUAAUUUAUUUAUCUGUUGCAAAUGUUUGUUUUAAUAGUCAAGUUGAGAGCCAAUCACUUUCUCCCAAAACUUAAACAGUGCACCAGGUGCAUGCAUGUUUGAUCGCUAUUAUGUUGGCUAUUUACAAAAUUACGUAAAAUUUGUCACCAUUCUGUUACCUCGCAAGACUCUAACUCACAUUCGAGCGUCACAUAACAGCACAAGGCCGAGAAGCAUGCGAUGCGUCCGAAGUUUCCUUGUUAAAACAUGACGUGACAGUCACAACCGUUUCGAGAAAAGCAUCAGAGGUGGGGAUGGUACGAUGGUUUAAUAAUUAAAAGUAUCACAUAUUUCUUCCGACCCUCAUUUUCUUGCCUUUGGUUGAUU